This is a messenger RNA of Xylona heveae TC161, 1068 nucleotides long. RefSeq lists its product as hypothetical. The transcript has 3 exons. Lineage: Eukaryota; Fungi; Ascomycota; Xylonomycetes; Xylonales; Xylonaceae. The record is from RefSeq and is a predicted model, not a curated record. Bases 1 to 1068 code for a protein of 355 amino acids.
AUGGUUGGCAGCAUAUUUAACCUGGAUUUGACGCGGUUUAAAAAGCCCUUUUUCGCAUCCUCUCUCGCAUCCAGCUGGCUACCUGUGUCUGCACCAUCAUCUCCGUCGAAGAAAAUACAAACGCGGUCACAGAUAAGGCAGAACUCGCAAUUGCAAGCGCAAUCGGAGCCCAGAUCCAGUCCUACAGGGUCCAGUGACCCGCCAACUUCUACUUUUCCACCGACGUCAACAAUCCCCAAGAAGCGGACCGCCCAUGAAAACCACUGUGAACGUCUCCCGCCUCCCCCUCCUUGUUCGCCUCUGCCUUCGCCUCCGGCAGAACCUGUUCCGUGGAAAUGGAAGUGUCAUGUGUGCCGCUCAACUUACUCUCUGGCAGUCACGCGCCGGUGUUUAGAAGACGGGCAUUACUUUUGUUCUGUCCAAACAAAAACAAAGAGUCGACGAACGGGAAGGGUGAAGAAACAUGGGCCAUGUCGGAGCCGGUUCGAUUAUGCAGGUUGGAAAAAGUGGGCAGAAUGGCGUCGCAUGCAGGAUGAUGUUAUGCCGCUGCCGCUUGAUCCUACAGAAGAGAGGGAUUGCUGGAACCAGUGCGAUUAUCCGUCAGAAUGCCGCUGGGCAAGACGGAGUCAAAGCGAUGCUUGCGCAGAAGAGGAAAGUGCAAAAGGAAAAGACGGAGUCAAGACAGAAAGUGUAGAGGUGGCAGCUGCAGGAGCGAAACGGCACAAGUCGAAUGGGGGAUUUAGGGAGAAUGAAGAUGUGGAUAUCGGUGGACAGACACGUUCGGAGGAAGAGGUGUUGAUGGACGUGGAAGAAUCUGGAAAUGCUACCGCAGACGAAGGGGAGCCGGAUGACUCCGCUCAUGAUCGCAAGUCCGACCAUGAGCGCGAACCUUCAGGACAGGCGGACCAUUGGCGGAUACUCUUUGCCGUCAACAACGACCUUGGGCUCGCAUUUGCAAGCGUCCUCUGGCGCAACGCCCUGCAUGGCCAAAGGAAUAUGGAGGCCACAGCCGAUCCUGAUGAAGAUGGAAAACAAAACACGAGAUUCUCACCAUGUUCUAAGGCCUAA